UGAUUAGUGUCACCUAAAAAUGACACAAGUCCUCGUUCGUAACGGGAUUCAAGCUGUUGGAGAUGGCCUGACUAGCCUAAUCAUUGUUGGAAAGAAGAGUGUCUUGAAAAAUGUGACUUUCGAAGGAAAAUUCAAAGAAGUCGCACAAAAGUUUGUUACAGAUGGCGACUCAUGGAACUCUAUGAUUUCUCGAAUCCCCGCCUCAGGACGUCAUCCUCUUCACUACGAGCUGGCUCAUUUGAUCACUGUCCCAGAUGCCUCUUCACGUGGAAAUACCCCCACUAAUGCUCAUUCGAUAUAUAAGGAGUUAAAACCAAUCAACUAUCCUGAGGAUACAAAGAAUGUUCAUUUUGUGCUGUUUGCUGAAUAUCCAGAUGUUCUUUCUCACGUUGCGGCUAUUGCUCGGACCUUCUGCAAGUUCUCGAUGAAAACUUCAGGAAUUCGUGAACUGAAUGUGAAUAUCGAUGUGGUUUGCGACAAGCUCACCAACGAGGAUGCAGUUUUCCUUACUGAUCUCUCAGAAUCGGUCCGUGAAACCGCAAGACUCAUCGAUACUCCAGCCAAUAUCCUGACUACUGAUGCUCUUGUUGAUGAAGCAGUCAAAGUUGGAAAUGCGACUGGAUCAAAAAUAACAGUGAUCCGUGGGGAAGAACUGUUGAAGGCUGGAUUUGGCGGAAUCUAUCACGUCGGAAAAGCUGGUCCAACACCACCUGCGUUUGUUGUCUUGUCCCAUGAGGUUCCUGGAUCGACGGAGCACAUUGCACUUGUCGGAAAAGGAGUUGUAUACGACACUGGAGGCUUGCAAAUUAAGACCAAGACUGGAAUGCCAAAUAUGAAAAGAGAUAUGGGAGGUGCCGCUGGAAUGCUUGAAGCUUACUCUGCUCUUGUCAAACACGGUUUUUCACAAACUCUCCAUGCUUGUCUCUGUAUUGUUGAGAAUAAUGUCAGCCCAAUUGCAAACAAGCCUGAUGAUAUUAUCAAAAUGUUGAGUGGAAAGACCGUCGAAAUCAACAAUACUGACGCAGAAGGUCGUUUGAUUCUUGCUGACGGAGUUUUCUAUGCAAAAGAGACUCUCAAAGCAACAACUAUAUUCGAUAUGGCUACUCUGACCGGUGCACAAGCGUGGCUUUCAGGACGUCUUCACGGAGCUGCUAUGACAAAUGAUGAACAGUUGGAGAACGAAAUCAUCAAAGCUGGAAAGGCUUCAGGAGACUUGGUUGCCCCAAUGCUUUUUGCCCCGGAUCUUUUCUUUGGUGACUUGAAAUCUUCUAUUGCUGACAUGAAAAAUUCGAAUCUCGGAAAAAUGGAUGGACCACCAUCUGCAGUCGCUGGCCUCUUUAUUGGUGCUCACAUUGGUUUUGGCGAAGGACUACGUUGGCUUCAUCUUGAUAUCGCUGCUCCCGCUGAAGUUGGAGAUCGUGGUACAGGAUAUGGUCCAGCUCUUUUCUCGACUCUUCUUGGAAAGUACACUUCAGUGCCUAUGCUCAAACAGUAAUUGUCCCGUAUUCAAUGAUUUCAAUAUACGUCAUGUUUAUUUCUGUGUAUUAUGUCUGGGUUUUUACUUAUUUUAUUUUUAAACUGCAUAUAAAUGGUGAGGUAAAUACAUAUCGAAACCUUCAAAAUCA
Molecule: messenger RNA, 1625 nt
Organism: Caenorhabditis elegans
Lineage: Eukaryota; Metazoa; Nematoda; Chromadorea; Rhabditida; Rhabditidae
Gene: lap-1
Product: Leucine aminopeptidase 1
Biological process (GO): proteolysis
Cellular component (GO): cytoplasm
Molecular function (GO): aminopeptidase activity; metal ion binding; manganese ion binding
Source: RefSeq, marked reviewed